CCAUUCCGUCAGUGACCUGAAUAAGACCCUUACCGCCUUGGGCUAGCUUCACUACAAAAUUGAUAAUGUGGAUGAAGCUGCGCUGUACUGUCCUUUCGCUAAGUCUCCUUCUACUUAGGACCAGCCCUACACUGCUGCAUAUCCCCUGCUUGACAGCCAAGCAAUCCGAGCAAAGCCCAGCAGGAGUGGGAGUACUGUCCCGCUAGGAACAAUCGUAACGUUUUGGGCGUGUACAAGCCUCUUGAUGGUGCUCGGACGAAGGUGCGAAGACAAGAAUAUCUGAGUAGACAAGAGCUCGGACGCGGUCGCGUCACCCUUGUUGGACUCUGUUCUCAGUGCAGAGUCCUUGUACUUUGGUGCAUUCCUCCUUCGUCCUUUUUGGUUCCGCCUCUGCUCCCGGCUCAUGUACGCCCAACAACCUAACGACCUACCCUCGCUAAAGUUUACAUCCAUCCCACUGAUCCAAGGUUACCCGAAUUGGAACCCCAAGAACGUUCAUUCUACAUACCUCAAAACCGCGAGCUCGUUAGCUGUUGCGGACAAGGUUAACGAUAAUGUCCAACCGAAUCCAGAUGAGAACUUUUCCGACAUAAUUGUUAUCCAUGCCGGUUCCCGUAAUCUUCGCGUGGGCAGAGCAUCUGAUGCGUUCCCAAAAGAAGUACCGCACGUUAUCGUGAGGAAAGUUCGCGAAACCAGAGACAGCACAGAGGUCCAUCAGACCAGAUCUGCCAAUCCGGGCGCAAUCGCCCAAACUUUUCCAGACACAAUUCGGGAUGAGCCGGGCUUGUAUGAUCCCAUCCAGGAGGAUAUACGGCAUCGCAUGCGAACGCAGAAGAUCCGGGCUGUACCGAACGCGCAUAGUCAAGUAGUGGGCUUCAAUUCGCAGGCUACGCCAGAAACGAUACCGGAUCAUAAUGACCCUUAUAAAAUAGAAUGGACAGAGCUCAACGAUCUAGAGAGUUACAUUGUCGGGCCAAAGGCUCUGCGUAUCGUGAGUCCGCAAAAUUUUGACGAAGACGAGCCUUCAGAUUCAGCAAUAGUCUAUCGUGCCUUUUAUCCAAUCCAGCAUGGGAUGCUAAAUAUGUCGGACUACACGUCAAUAUGGGGUUGUCUAGCCGAUAUGGAGACUAUAUGGAGCGAGAUUAUUGAAAGCGAACUCGGGAUUUUGCGUUCUGAAUUUGGAUCAUACAAUGUCGUGUGGUUGGUGCCGGAUUUAUUUAGUAAAGCACAUGUGCGUGAAAUGACGACACUCCUGCUGCGUAACAUGGGAUUUCGGGGAGUAACAGCACUCCAAGAAUCUGUGGCUGCCACAUUCGGCGCUGGGAUUACAACUGCAUGCGUGAUUGAUAUUGGAGCACAGAAGACCAGCAUAUCAUGCGUAGAAGACGGCAUGUGUGUUGCAGAUACAAGAGUCAAUCUCAAAUACGGAGGCGAUGACAUUACGGCAUUCUUGAUGAAACUUUUAUUGAAUAGUGCUUUUCCGUAUACCGAUUUCAAUCCCAAAAAGAAUGUGUAUGAUUGGCUCCUUGCAGACGAACUGAAGGAAAAGUUUUGCACGAAUAAUGAGAUUGACAUGACCGUGAACCUAUGCAACUUUUGCGUUCGCGCUCCCGAUCAACCAACUCUGUUGUACAGGAUCAAGGUUUACGAUGAGGUGGUGACUGCUCCCAGGGUCCUGUUCCACCCCUACGUGAUUGACUUCUCCAAAAAGCUACAGCAUGUUGCUUUUCGCGAAACCUAUUUGGAUUACAACGCAGAGGAUGACACGGAGGGAGAUGAAUUGCCGCACAAUGCAGGAGUUGCAGCAGCCGCAGCCUACCGUUCUUAUAUCAGCCAUCCGGCAGAACUCGCCACCAACGGGAAACGCAUACGCGAGUCGAAAAAUGCGGACAGCGACAAAUUUCCUGAGGGUCAUAUUCCGAAUACAACAGACCUCGAGGUGGAUAAUCAACCCUCUGCUGCCGAUGUGCUAUCAGUAGAUCCAAAGCUAGCGAGUCCGACGCAAGGAGGAGCAAUCCGUUACGAGGCUGGGGGGAAUUCUGCGCAAAGUCCAGAAGUGACAAUAGCAAAUACAAAAGGAUUCUCUGAAGCACCCAAGUCACCGGAUGAUGUACUUCAACCACCACCGAUAAUGCACUUCCUCCGACGGCGCCGGUUCAUGGGAACGUUAUCUGAGAUAUCCUUUCCUCUUGAUGCAGCGUUGGCACACUCCGUUGGCCUAUACGCGCAAACUUAUGCAGACAUGAAAGAUGGCGACCUAGAAAUACGCGUUCGAAAGCUGUGCUCUUCGAUUCUGGUAGUGGGCGGCGGGGGAAUGGUACCAGGAUUGGCGAAAUUGCUGGAGGAGCGGCUUGGAACAGUAUUCCAAGGAACGCCAUUAAAAGAAAGGCUCGCAGCAGCGUCAGCUACUGGAGCUACUCCCGCUCUGACUCCGCGCCUAUUGCAAAACCCGCGCGACAUUGAUUCUAGAGUGCUGGCGUGGAAAGGCGGAAGUGUGUUCGGAAAAUUGGACAUGACACAUGAUCUGUGGAUUGGACGCAGAGAGUGGGAGAUUGGGGGAAUACAGAAGACGAUAGGAAAAUGGAUGUUUGGAUGGGACUAGGGGUGAUAAUUGCCAACAAUACGGAAGCCUGUGUCGGCAACCGUAGUCUGUACUAUAUACACUCUUGUAAAUAUUUGCUACAAAUGACUUAGCGUAUCUUACUCUGUGCA
Spizellomyces punctatus DAOM BR117 is the source of this 2712-nucleotide messenger RNA. RefSeq lists its product as uncharacterized. The coding region runs from base 404 to 2602 and encodes 732 amino acids. The transcript has 9 exons. Gene Ontology annotation, cellular component: Ino80 complex. The record is from RefSeq and is a predicted model, not a curated record. Lineage: Eukaryota; Fungi; Chytridiomycota; Chytridiomycetes; Spizellomycetales; Spizellomycetaceae. Gene Ontology annotation, biological process: double-strand break repair; regulation of DNA-templated transcription.